Dioszegia hungarica is the source of this 3207-nucleotide messenger RNA. RefSeq lists its product as uncharacterized. The coding region runs from base 1 to 3207 and encodes 1068 amino acids. The record is from RefSeq and is a predicted model, not a curated record. Gene Ontology annotation, molecular function: hexosyltransferase activity; UDP-glycosyltransferase activity. Lineage: Eukaryota; Fungi; Basidiomycota; Tremellomycetes; Tremellales; Bulleribasidiaceae. The transcript has 13 exons. Gene Ontology annotation, biological process: carbohydrate metabolic process.
AUGGCAGCUGGAAAGACAUCACGCAGAGGAAACUCUCCGGCCAGAUCGGGCUCGUCUACGCCCUCUGCUCCGCCCAGCACGGAGACUCUUCUUGCCGAUGAGGGUAGGCCUGUGUCAGCAAGGCAAGAAAUCGCGCUGACAAGUGUAGAACCCCACUUGACGUCGAACAUUGAAUCAUCAAGUAUAAACUCGCCAGGGAGAGGUACGUCAAGGCGGCUGUUCCUUAUCGCUGACCAAGUAGACACGCCGACAUCAGACGACACACCGGUUUUGGAGCCGACCGAGGCCGAAAAAUUGGCUGCUAUGCAAGAGGAGUACGGUCAAAUAGCUUCUAGCAUGGUGGACGAGCAUGGGGACUCACAGCAUGAGGCUAUGCUCGCCGAGAGCUGGGGCACAAUGUUCAAGGGCCUCAUGGUGGUCGGCAACAUCCAUUUGACCUCGCACCGGCUUCUCUUCCACGCUUUACUACCCCCCGACGCUGCUUUUGUCCACCACUACGACUCUGCAGAGGAACUUGAAGCAUUAGGCUCGUCCCCCUCCAGCUCGACGCACAUCUUACACUCUGGGCCCGUCACUUGGCACAGACAUAAGCCGCUGCUCUCCUCGCAACGGGUAUGGCUGGAAAUGAACGCAGAUAUGAUCACAAUUUAUCCUUCGGCCGAUGAUUCUGGGCGGGUCAGGCCGAUCAAAUCGUUCCUACUGUCAUCUGUGGAUACUAUCCGCCCUCGGGAUGACACAAAAGCAUCCGACAUACACCUCAACUUCACUCUAGAAGGUUCUCACAAAUCUCUAUUCUUCACGGUCGACACCCCUCAAUCCGCUGCGCAAUGGCGUCGCCACAUCGAGGCGGCGUUGUUUCGGAUCUUUCGGCGUAGAUGGCGCCACAAGGCUACCUCUGUAGCAGGGAAGGAGCCCGAGUCUAGCGUCGACCAGUGGAAUACGCUGCGCUUUUGCGUACCCCUCCACCGCCUCGCACUGAUCGACGAAGGCGACUACCAUGGCUUUGCCACCCUCCUCAGCCUCAAGGUCGAUCUGGACGAAUCGCAACGACUAGUCUCGGCUGGGACCUUCUUUGCCGCGGCCGACACCGCCUCGAUAACGGACAAUCUGCUCAAUAUGCAUCUGAGGGCGAAGUCAGAUACCGAUCUGACAUUCAACUUCAAUCUCGCCGUGAUCACGGAGCAAGGGUCAUUUAUCGAUAAGCUUCGACACGGAAUACAGGUUGCUCAUCUGCGGCACCCAAAGGCGGACGUCGACGCCAAUCGAUUGAUCUUCAAUAUCGCGGGGAUAGACUGCUUGGCCAGCGAGGAUGAUAUUGAGCGAGAAGUACAAGAAGAAUCUCGUCCCUCCGAGUCCCUUCCGGCUCGGAUUGCUCGAAAGGCCGAGAAAGCACACACGGCGGCGGCAGUGUUUGGCUUGCACGAGGAAGAGGGGAUCUGGCUGAAACGUUGUUAUCUGGAUAUUGUCGGCGUGCCAGUUCGCGGUCAUCUGAUUGUGACGCCAAGAUUCGUUUGCUUCUGGCGGAAGAAUACCCUUUCUCCGGAUGUCAAGUAUCGCUUCGACUCCACCCUGGUCAAAGGCUUCGAGCCGGUCAACUGCGUGCAGCCUGGCUUCUCCGGUCUCGCUCUCAAGCUCCACGGUCAGCAGGACGUCGUAUUCGAAUUCUGGAACGUCCUCGGACGCGACGAGGCCAUCUCGCAACUCAAACAAUUUACCACGCCGGAGACCCGUCCAACAUCGUCCUCGACAACGCCGCAGCCAUCAACACCUACUCAUCCCGCCGACAUCCUGGUGCCCUCGAAGAAGUCACUCUUUGAAACCCGUGUUCUACCCGACGACUUUUUGUCUCACAUGCCCUUCAUCGCCAACGAGCCAUGGGUAUCGCGCUCCAUUGCUUUGUCGCCCCGCACGUUCACCAUGCUCACAAUCGGAUCGAGGGGUGAUGUACAGCCUUACAUUGCUCUUGGAUUGAGGUUGAAAAAGGAUGGACAUCGGGUCGUGAUUGUAACGCAUCAAGAGUUCAAAGAGUGGGUCGAGGGCUAUGGGAUCGAGCAUCGUCAAGCUGGAGGCGAUCCAACAGCUCUCAUGAAGUUGAGCGCAGAGCACAAGAUGCUCUCUCCUGGCUUCUUCAAGGAAUCGGUCGGCUAUUUCAGGCAAUGGCUUGAUGACUUACUCGUAGACGCCUGGGAAGCGUGCAAAGAUGCCGAUGUACUCAUCGAGUCGCCCUCGGCAAUGGCUGGUAUCCAUAUUGCGGAGCGACUGCAGAUCCCCUACUUUCGCGCAUUCACCAUGCCUUGGACGCGCACCAGUGCCUAUCCACAGGCGUUCAUGGUACCCGCGUUCGAGAUGGGGCCGGGGUUCAACUACUCCACCUAUGUCUUGUACGAUAAUAUCAUUUGGAAGGCGACAGCCGGCCAGAUCAACCGAUGGCGGAAGGAACACCUCGGACUGCCAAGCACCGACAUGUCGGAAAUGUCGGCGACCAAAGUCCCCUUCCUCUACAAUUUCAGCUCUGCUAUCGUCCCAAAACCGCUCGACUGGCAUGACGAUAUCACAAUCACCGGGUAUUGGGUCCUCGAGAACAGCGACUCGGAAUGGUCCCCGCCAGAAGCGCUCACGGCAUUCAUGGACAAGGCCAAGGCAGAUGGCAAACCGCUGGUCUACAUCGGGUUUGGCUCCAUCGUCGUCCCGAAGCCGAACGAGAUAACCAAGAGCAUAAUCGAGGCGGUCGAGAAGGCCGAUGUUCGAGCCAUUGUCGCAAAGGGCUGGUCUUCAAGAGGAGGCGAUCCCGCCAAGGAGGGUGCCGCAAUCGAGUUCCCGGCUAGUUGUUUUGGGCUUGAGAAAGUCCCGCAUGGAUGGCUCUUCCCGAAAGUACAAGCUGCUCUGCAUCAUGGCGGGGCUGGUACAGUCGGCGCCAGUCUACGUGCCGGCAUACCGACAUGCAUCAGACCCUUCUUUGGCGACCAAUACUUUUGGGCGAAUAGAGUCACCAAACUUGGCGUAGGCGUCCGAGUUGGAUCACUCCGCUCCGACGACAUUGCCCACGCCCUCGUCAAGGCAACCACGGAUCGCGUCAUGUUGGAGAAGGCGGCAAGGAUAGGCGAGGCGAUUAGAAAAGAGUCAGGGGUGGAUAAUGCGCUAGAAGCAAUACAGUAUAAUAUACUCCGAGCGGGUAGCGAUAGAACCAAGAUGUCGUGGGCGAAGUGA